Onychostoma macrolepis is the source of this 1889-nucleotide messenger RNA. It is a transcript of the gene clu, whose product is annotated as clusterin. NCBI's taxonomy places the organism in Eukaryota, Metazoa, Chordata, Actinopteri, Cypriniformes, Cyprinidae. The coding region runs from base 279 to 1631 and encodes 450 amino acids. The record is from RefSeq and is a predicted model, not a curated record. The transcript is spliced from 9 exons.
CGUAAACCCCAUGUUAAGGCUAUAAGCACAAUGAAAUGAGCGAGAUGGUGCAAUAUUGCCCACUUCUGGUCAGACGGAGCCUCUGCCGUUGACAAUAACAGUUUCUGGAAAAGUCCAAAGCCACGGCCAUUCUCAUCCCGUGAAUCACGUCGUCAACAUCACCCAGCCUCCCAGUAUAAAAACAAAUCAGAGGAGGCACAGUCCAUCUGCAGGGAAGAAAAAGAAUCCAAGCAGGUGUUAAACCGCUUCUGAAACCAGGACACUAGCAGCCACCAAAGAUGAAGGUCUCAUGGUCUCUGCUGGGACUUUCUCUUCUCUACCUCUCUGUGGAGUGUCUGCUACCACCAACUAAAGAGGACCUCAAUCAGAUCUCACUGUUAGGUGAAAAGUACCUGGAUAAACAGAUUGAAAAUGCCAUCACUGGAGUGAAGGAGAUGAAGACUGUGAUGGAGCGAACAGAAGAGGAUCACAAGAGGUUCAAGUCUGAACUAGAGAAAACAAAGCAACAAAAAGAGAAUGCUCUGAAGGAGGCUCAGGAGAUGGAGGAGAAGCUGAGUGAGCAACAGAGCAUGUGUAAUGAAACCAUGCAGGCUCUGUGGGAGGAGUGCAAGCCCUGCUUGAGAAAAACUUGUGUCAAGUAUUACUCACGCACCUGCAGCAGCGGAGCCGGCCUGGUGGGACGACAGCUGGAGGACAUUUUGAACAGGACCUCUCCCAUCUCCAUUUGGAUCUCCGGGCAGAACAUUGAGACCCUGUUGGACGAGGACCAGCAGCAGACCAGACGCUUCCAGGACCUGGAGGAGCGGUAUACAGAGGUUGCAGAUGGAGUGGACAACAUCUUCAUGGACAGCAUGAAGGUGUUUGACCACAUGCGUUCCUUCCACCAGCCCAGCUUCUUCCCCAGCAUGUUCGGUGGUCAGUCCAGCCGGGCCGCUCGUGUUUACAGGUCCCCUCUGCACAACCCAGAGUUCCACAGCUUCCACAGCAUGUUCCGCCCCAUGAUGGACAUGGCAAGAAACAUGUUCGACUCCUUGGGGCCCUACAUGGGAAGUGAUAUAGACUUCCCUUCUGAAGAUGGCAGAGUAAAUGAGGAUGUUAUUAUAACUAAACCAUUUGGAAAUGAUAAGAUGACCUGCAGGGAGAUUCGUCGCAAUUCUGCUGGCUGCAUUAAACUGAAGGAUGAGUGUGAGAAAUGUAAAGAGAUCCAGCAUAUUGACUGUUCUGGAAAGAGGCCCCUGGAAGGCCCCCUGAAGGAGGAGCUGGAAAGGGCUCUUGCCAGGGCUGAGAGUUUAACCCAGGAGUACAACAACGUGCUAAAACUAUUUGAAGAGGAGAUGUUCAACACCUCUAGUGUGCUGGACCUGUUCAACCAGCAAUUCGGCUGGGUGUCCUCUCUAGCUAACCACACCAAAAAUGAAGAUGGCUUCUUUAAAAUACAGGCAGUGAUGUCAAAAGGCUCCGAUAAAGCAGAGAACCCAGGAGACACUAAAGUGUCAGUCAAACUGUUUGACGGGCCAGAUAUGAGCUUCACAGUGCCGGGAGACAUUCCCUGGAUCGACCCGAAAUUCUCAGAGGUGGUGGCACAGGAGGCUUUGGAUCGUUACAAACAGAACACUGUGGUCACAAACUAAAUGUUUUGGAGGGCAGGCGCUUCUGAUGAAGAAAAGAUAUUCUCUGAGAAACCUGAAAAGCACUUGAGAAGAACCUUAUGAAUUAGAAUUAUAAUACUGAGAGAUGUUGUAUUCAUGUAGCUGGAUGUCUUGUCUAGCAUUAUUCCUGCUGUUUCAUCCUGCUUAACACUCAGAGGCCCUACAGAGAAUGUAUAGAAAAAGUGCUUAUGAACUUAUAAUCAACUGUACAUUGUCAAAUACCAAUAAAACACAAAAUUC